Molecule: messenger RNA, 3831 nt
Organism: Stylophora pistillata
Lineage: Eukaryota; Metazoa; Cnidaria; Anthozoa; Scleractinia; Pocilloporidae
Biological process (GO): carbohydrate metabolic process; glycosaminoglycan catabolic process
Cellular component (GO): extracellular region
Molecular function (GO): lyase activity; carbohydrate binding
Source: RefSeq, a predicted model, not a curated record
UCAAGGAAAAAGACUAUGUAGUAAUUCGUGGAACAGUAAGAAGAAGGUUUAACUCAACAAAGGAAGAACAAAUCAAUUUAGCGUGACAAGUGUCAAAUAUCUCAAGGGGACAUCUACCCUUUUGUGGAAUCUACACCUGCGAACUAGUCACCGAGAUAAUUCUGCCCUGUCUUAACACCGAUUCAAUGAUGAGUCAUUAAAAGAUAAGGUCCAAAGAAAGAUGUUCAGCUUCUGGGUUCUGCUGCAGAUAGUCCCCCUGUUCCUGACAGUUUUCAAAACUUGCAUUCAAGCCCAAGCUCCAUCAACUUGCCCUUACGAUACGACAUUUGAUUUUGAGAGUGCUGCGCAGUUAGGAUGCUUUCGGACUAUUGCCUCGCCAUCGACUGGAACGAUUAGCCGCUCUAACGAUAAAAAGACUGUGAAAUACGGAUCAUCAUCUCUGAAAUGGGAAACCACUGGCGCUUCAAAGUUGCAGUUAAAAUCGUCAACCUUUACCAUUCCUAACAGUUGUCUUAGAAACGGUGGCGUGAAAGUCUGGAUCUACAAAGAAUCGAUGUCAGGAAAAACACUGCAAGUGGAAUUCAAAUAUUCUUCAAACACUGUUGGAAGCUUUACCGCAAAUGACUUUGUAGGAUGGCGUGGGAUUUGGGUCGAGUUUAAAGAAUGCAGGACAGCGGAUGAUAGCUUAGAUAGCCCAACUGCUAUCGAUGAAGUCAAUUUUAUCGGAAACGGAGCUCAAACUAUUUUUAUAGACAAGCUCGAGUUUAAGUGUAGUAUUGGAAAGCAGUCAAGGGACAAAGUUGUUCCCCCAAUUAGUCCGUUCGGUUUGAAUUGGUAUGACAAAACAGAUUUUUGGCAACAGACCUAUCGGUGGAGUCAGCAAACAAUCCCUGCGUCACCUAGUGCUAUUGAUGCAAGAAAAAGAAACCAUUUGGAUCAUAUCAAAAGCCGGCUAAAGAACUGGUAUUCGGAUGAGACUGUAACGUCACCUAAUUACCCCAGUGGAAGCCCUCUGGAAAAACGAUGGAAGAACCUUGUAAAAACAUUCAAGAGAGCACAUGAUGAGUAUGAUGCUUUAACCUUUGAUCCAGCAACUGGAGAGAUCGUGGGACCUCCCUUGUUUUGCAGAAAUUGUGAACCUGAUGAUAAGUUCGGAGAUAUCAUGGUUAAAUAUCUUCUACCAUUAGCACUAGAAUACCAUCUAAGCUCACGUGCAAACGAGAUUACAGCCGUUGCCACAGAACAGCGGUCAAAGUUAAACAAUGCAGGUAAGAGAGCAAGAGCGAUAGAGACCAUUGCAGGAAAGAACGUUAACAUGAAGGCAUUUUUUGAAUUGUACCUGCCUAGCUCUUCUACGCUGACUGUGGAUCAAAUUACGGCUGCAAUAGAGACCCUUAACCGCCAUCGGCUGAGUAGGAUAAACAACCUUCUUGAUUUCGUAAAAGAUCAGGGAUUUAGAGAUGGCAGUGGUUUGGGAUCCCUUGACCAUGAAAUGAACCUUGAUGGUGCUGGGUUUAUGCACUCUCUGUUUCUCCUCAGUGACUCGCUGAGUAAUCCUCUGAACAAAAGCAGAUUACUGGAUUUGAUAGCGUCAGCAAAAUGGUACAACGACUUUGGUGAGAUCUACCAAACGCCAUCUUUUGAAUUUAAAGGAACAACUGCUGACCGUAUGAUCACGCUUAUGCUGUAUAGACUUAUCAUUGUACUUGUGAUGCCCACUGAUACGGAUGAUGAAAUCAAAGCUAAAAUCCGUGACAUGGAUGCCUUAAAUCGGUGGCAGAAUAAUGCGUUAUCUAUCAACGAAGGUCUUGGAGGAUUAAUAAAACCAGACUACUUGGUGUAUCACCACAAAUCGUUUUAUGGAUCAGCCUACGGUCCACCGGCCCUUCAUAAUGCAGCUCUAGUUCAAUAUCUUCUGGGAGGAACUGAGUACGCCUUAUCUUCAACAAGUGUGAACCAUAUCAAAGGAGGACUAGAGGCACUGCGACUCAUGGCAGUCAAGUACUCCACUCCACCCAGUGUAAGUGGACGUUACCCGGAAUACUCGAACAUGGCUCUUGUGAAGAAUCUACCUGCCUAUGCAUACAUCAGCGUGACUUAUCCAGCUACUUUACCGACUUCAGUGCCAACAGGAGUAAGUGUAAGUAGUUUCAGUAAUCCAGAAUGGUUCCUGCGGUUAUACAAUGACUCAUCUGUCAACAGUUAUCUGGAAGAUGGAGCACCAACCAAAAAAAAGUACUAUUUUAACAGUCUGGGAUCCCUGCAAAUAAUGGAAGCAGUUAAUUCCACUGCCGUAUCACAAGGCAACUCGCAAGAGCAGUCCCCUGAAGGUCAUUGGUCUAAGAACUUCGCCGCUCUUUCUGUACAUCGACGUAAGAACUGGGCAGUGACUGUAAAAGGUUUCAAUAACUUUGUCUGGGACUAUGAAACUUCAGCGGACGAAAAUGUGCUUGGUUUAUUUGCCAGUCAUGGUGCCGUCCUUAUCGCAAAUAAUGAAACAGCUCUUCAGCAUCACGAUAUUGAAAACGGUUGGGAUUGGUCUAAAAUUCCUGGGGCUACUACCAUUGCCCUGGGGAAUCCAAACAUAGAUGACUUGAAUAUAGGCAGAACAGGGAGAUUUUACAAUAAACGCAAAUUUGCAGGAGGACUCACUUUUAAGGGGACGAUGACCUCGAAGAACGGACUGUUUGGCAUGAAUUUUGAUCAACCGGGAUACGACGUAUCAGACUGGCGAGGGAACAUCGGAUUUAAAUUCAAAAAGUCAGUGUUCAUGUUUGAAAACCUUUUAGUUGGCUUAGGAAGUAACAUUGAACUUCGAAGAAAUAACAGGAAAAUCGCUCAAACAUCAUUAUUUCAAGACAAGCUUUCAUCUUCGUCUUUCAUCAAAGUUGACGGAUCACAAAAGAUCGCUUCGGCUGAUUACGACCACAGCCCAUCGUCAUCCUCAAGCACUACUCUCACAGACGCAAAAGGAAACUUCUAUUACAUACCCAUGAACAGUAGUCCAAUAUUAAAGGUCACCGUUGCAACGCAGACAUCCAAAAAAGAUGAUGGAAAAAGUAGCACAUCCGGAAGAUAUGGUACGGCGUGGUUUCAACAUAGCUCGGCUAACCCUAGCUACGAGUAUGCUGUCUUGAUACCGACUGCAUCGCAUCAUGCAGAGCUUAGUGACCUACAAACGGCCCAAGACAAUGCGAACAGCGAGGUCUACAAAGUCUUGAGGAAGAAUGCUCGUGCACACGUUGUCCAAUUUCUCAAAUCACCCAAGUCGUGGUCAACCCUCAGUCAUCCUGUUACAAGUUACGUCAUGUUUAGAAGUGAGAGUGCUUUGCCAGAUGAGGGGCCAAUAACGGCAGUGAGCUCCGGAGAUUGCCUUAUAAUGGUGGAGGAAACGACUCAUUUCAUCCAUCUCGCGAUAACAUAUCCCGACCUAGCCUUGAGUGGUGCAGGUUCUCUAACAAAUUCAAAAGAUGUGGGAGAAAGUUUGCUGUACACCUCUGCAAGUACAGAAAAGAGUGUAUCAGUAACGCUCAGGAAUCUGGUACAAACAACUGUUGCCGAAACACAAGUCCAUGGCACACCUGAAAAUUACACGCCCAACGUGGAAAUCAGUGGCCAAACUGUCCGCUUUAGAAAUCUGAAAAAUGGGUUCAGCGUCGAAGUGAAAUUAACGAGGAUAAUAUCCUAAGAUUUAUUUGGAAAUUUCUCGGCCGCCAAAAUGUCCGGUUCAGGGUACAGCCUGUCUCAGUCAUACCUAUCACUAGGCUUACUCGAGCUCGCAGAGUAGCUAAAAAUUCUUAAAUAUUUGUCAUUGGUGUAAUCAAUUGAUAU